AUUAUGCCCAGUCUGACAGCUAUGGGCAUUAAUGUUCUUUUUUAUGCUCUUUCUACUCGGCAUUGAUAGUGUGUUUGUACAAUUGGAGGCUGUUACCAGCUCAUUGCUAGACGAGAUCAUAGCUUUGCGAAAAUACAAAAUGAUAAUGACUCUACUCUCGUGUAUACUCUUCUUUGGUAUGUCUUCUGUAAUGUGUACGAAUGGUGGCAUGUAUAUAUUACAGCUCUUGGACUGGUACUCCUCGGCCUUGGCGGUUAUAGUCAUUUGUAUGGUUGAAACUGUGAUGGUUUCGUAUAUUUACGGCAUAAACAAUUUUAUGGAUGAUAUAGAGUUUAUGUUAGGCAAGCGUCCGUCCUGGUAUUGGAAAAUUUCCUGGAUGUACAUAACACCCAUUGUGCUAAUUUUUAUUCUAUUAACUAGCAUUAUUUUUAUUCGCACUAUUACGUAUGGCGAUACAUCGUAUCCCGUAUGGGCUGUAGUUAUUGGUUGGUUAAGCUUUGCCUCUUCAGUUAUCUGGAUACCGCUCUACAUCGUAUAUAUUAUGAUGCGUAAGCGCGGCAACGUUAAAGAGAGUUUGAAGAAGCGUUUGAGGCCCUUGGACUGGACACCCGCAGAUCCAGAAGUUCGUGAAGAGUAUGAAGCCUUCAGACGGCAGCGUAACAUGCCCGGUUUCAUGUCAGAUACUUCAGCUGAGCUUGAUAAAGGGAAAUAAAGAGAUUAGCAUAUACUAGAAGAUUUUAUA
This is a messenger RNA of Drosophila busckii, 742 nucleotides long. RefSeq names its product sodium- and chloride-dependent glycine transporter 2. Lineage: Eukaryota; Metazoa; Arthropoda; Insecta; Diptera; Drosophilidae. The transcript has 4 exons. Gene Ontology annotation, molecular function: glycine transmembrane transporter activity. Bases 32 to 712 code for a protein of 226 amino acids. Gene Ontology annotation, cellular component: membrane. Gene Ontology annotation, biological process: sodium ion transmembrane transport. The record is from RefSeq and is a predicted model, not a curated record.